GUCGCCGCCGCCGCCGCCGCCGCCGCCGCCGCCGCGGGGAUCGUCAGGCCGGAGCCGCGCGGCGGAGCGGGCGGCUGGCGGAGGGGAGGGCUUGGCGGCCGGGAGGCUCGCGGCGCCCGGGCCGGCAGGGUCCUCCCGGGCCGGCAGCGUCCGCCCGGCGGCGGGAGGAGGGACCGGCGCAGACAAAGAGCGGCGCCUGGGCGGGCGCAGCGCGGCCACCGCCCCGGGACCCGCGCCGCUGCCCUCCGGCUCCGCGGGCGGCCCACGGCGAGAUUUCAUGUGUUCCUUGUAUACAAGCGACGUCCCAGAUUAUAAUUCUCUGCUGAGAUUUGAGUUGGAUUUGAGGAUUUGGAGAAUCCCUGCAGCUUUGUAACUUCAGAGGUGUAAUUAGCUGAAAACAUCAUCGUUUUGAAGAGUUCUGCGUUUUGCCAGUCACCUCUCAACUGUGUGCCAAAGAAUUCAGUGGGAAAACAUGCUCAGCAUUUGUGGGACACCAGUGUCGCCCUCUCCACCACUGCAGUAAGAUCAGGAGCCCAUCUCCCACCUGAGUCUCAAUUCCAGGAAAGAGCAUCAGGGAUUCCCCCAAGCUGCAGAAGGACUCCAUGAAAGAUGACAGAAGAAGUUAUUGUGAUAGCCAAGUGGGACUACACCGCCCAGCAGGACCAGGAGCUGGACAUCAAGAAGAACGAGCGGCUGUGGUUGCUGGACGACUCCAAGACGUGGUGGCGGGUGAGGAACGCGGCCAACAGGACGGGCUAUGUGCCGUCCAACUACGUGGAGCGGAAGAACAGCCUGAAGAAGGGCUCCCUCGUGAAGAACCUGAAGGACACACUAGGCCUCGGCAAGACGCGCAGGAAGACCAGCGCGCGGGAUGCGUCCCCCACGCCCAGCACGGACGCCGAGUACCCCGCCAAUGGCAGCGGCGCCGACCGCAUCUACGACCUCAACAUCCCGGCCUUCGUCAAGUUCGCCUAUGUGGCCGAGCGGGAGGAUGAGUUGUCCCUGGUGAAGGGGUCGCGCGUCACCGUCAUGGAGAAGUGCAGCGACGGUUGGUGGCGGGGCAGCUACAACGGGCAGAUCGGCUGGUUCCCCUCCAACUACGUCUUGGAGGAGGUGGACGAGGCGGCUGCGGAGUCCCCAAGCUUCCUGAGCCUGCGCAAGGGCGCCUCGCUGAGCAAUGGCCAGGGCUCCCGCGUGCUGCAUGUGGUCCAGACGCUGUACCCCUUCAGCUCAGUCACCGAGGAGGAGCUCAACUUCGAGAAGGGGGAGACCAUGGAGGUGAUUGAGAAGCCCGAGAACGACCCCGAGUGGUGGAAAUGCAAAAAUGCCCGGGGGCAGGUGGGCCUCGUCCCCAAAAACUACGUGGUGGUCCUCAGUGACGGGCCUGCCCUGCACCCUGCGCACGCCCCACAGAUAAGCUACACCGGGCCCUCGUCCAGCGGGCGCUUCGCGGGCAGAGAGUGGUACUACGGGAACGUGACGCGGCACCAGGCCGAGUGCGCCCUCAACGAGCGGGGCGUGGAGGGCGACUUUCUCAUUAGGGACAGCGAGUCCUCGCCCAGCGACUUCUCCGUGUCCCUUAAAGCGUCAGGGAAGAACAAACACUUCAAGGUGCAGCUCGUGGACAAUGUCUACUGCAUUGGGCAGCGGCGCUUCCACACCAUGGACGAGCUGGUGGAACACUACAAAAAGGCGCCCAUCUUCACCAGCGAGCACGGGGAGAAGCUCUACCUCGUCAGGGCCCUGCAGUGACGGCGCCCCGGCCCCACACUCGCCUCCCGGGCCCCACGGUGGAGCUGCCCGCCCGGCCUUGUGGCAGAGGCUCCUCCCGCGGGGACGGCCCCGACGGCUUCUCUGCGAGUCUCUCUUUAUGUUCAGGUCGCUUGGUCGGUUUGUCUCCCAUUUGCCAUCCAGGCCUCACACCCACACUCGAGCCCACCCGGCCGGCCAGCUUUAGAGGAGGGGAGGAGCAGGGUGAGUUCACAUUAUUCCUUUUCCAUCGGAAAUGGCGCUCGUGCAUUCAACUCGUUCCCGCUCAUGGAACCCCUCUUUAAAAAGACGCAGGGCACCUGUGAGCGCAGGAGCGAGCCUAAGGCCACCCAGCGGCAGCGCCCGUGUCCUGGGCACUCAGCGUGCUGGGCAGAGCAGGUGCGAUGGCCCCAGUCCUAGCAGCCCUCGCCCAUGUCCUGUGCCCUUACAUGGCUCCCGGACUGUGCAGGGAGCCGACACGUUUGCUGAUAGCAAUACUGGAACCACCGGGUGCGAUGGCAGUGAGGAGACUGCCCAGUGCCUUUGGGGCUGUGCUUGCAAUAAAGAAAGAAUUUCCUGGAAAGGCAGUCUGCAAAAGAGGGAACCGGUGACUCAGAAAGACAGAUGUUUUGGUAAUUUACCCCAAAUGUGCCAUCCACAUAGUGCUUUUUCCUCUUGCCCUUCGGCUUGUUUGAAUCUCACAAUUAUGUAUUUAAUUCUCAAAGAAAUAUGUAUCUGUAGCCGUUUGUUGACACUAAUACAGAUGAUUAAGGAAAACAGCUGAUCUUUGGGGAAGGGAGCUACCAACACUUUAUACACACACACACGUGCACACACACACACACACACACUAUAUAUAUAUAUUAUUUACAGGGAAAUUUUUCAGGGUUUACAAAAGAGUAUGUGAUUGGUAGUAAGAGACACACAGAAUGUUUAUGAAGAAAUUGCAUUUUCUUUUUCCUUUACAUUUGAACUUCUUUAUAGUUUAAAUAUACAGUCUUGAGAUGGCACAUUCCUACGAUUGAAGAAGGGGUCUUGAGAUCCCCUAAACUUGCAUACCCAGUUUUUUGGAUAUUGUAAUAAAAAAAAGUAUUAUGACAA
This is a messenger RNA of Pan troglodytes (chimpanzee), 2850 nucleotides long. It is a transcript of the gene NCK2, whose product is annotated as NCK adaptor protein 2. Gene Ontology annotation, biological process: cell migration; regulation of Rho protein signal transduction; positive regulation of endoplasmic reticulum stress-induced intrinsic apoptotic signaling pathway. Gene Ontology annotation, cellular component: cytoplasm; plasma membrane. The coding region runs from base 610 to 1752 and encodes 380 amino acids. The transcript has 6 exons. Gene Ontology annotation, molecular function: receptor tyrosine kinase binding; actin binding; signaling adaptor activity. Lineage: Eukaryota; Metazoa; Chordata; Mammalia; Primates; Hominidae. The record is from RefSeq and is a predicted model, not a curated record.